GCCACUGUAGAACCAGUAGUCUGCUCACUCGCUCAUCACGAUGAAUCUUCUCCUGCCUCUCUUCAUCGCCUUGACGCUCUCCAGCACAGAUGGAGCUCUUUGGUGUCUGACUCAGUCAAGGAGCAACGCAGUCAGUCUCAUGUGUCCACCGACAGUCAAACAGUCUUGUGCAACAGCUGUCGUACAAGGAAGUGCGAUUCUACAUCCUACUGUUUCCAGAUCGUGCAUGCCGUCCAUCCUGUGCAGCGCAGGCACUCAAAUGUUUUCAUACAGCUUUGGGAAACAUUAUCAUCGGGCAGCUCUUGGUUGCUGUAACACAAAUAACUGCAAUGCUCAAAUCCCGACUUACCCUUUUAUUCAGGUGAUAAACGGGCUACAGUGUUACUCCUGUGCUGGUCCUGCCUGCAACAACGUGGUGCAGUGUGUGGGAGUGGAGGAUCACUGCUUUAGUGGAACUGCUGUGAUCGGGAACACCCCCACUCUGGUCUCUGGCUGUGCUUCUGUGCGUGUGUGUGCAGCUGCUUCUCAACAGAACGUCCCACUGUUUAUGAGCUCUUUUAAAUUCAUCAGAGGACCAAAUUGUUGUAGAACCAGCUUUUGUAAUUCACCCAGGAUUGCUAAUUCACCCAGGAUUGCUUAUUCACGUAGGAUUGCUUAUUCACCCAGGAUUGCUAAUUCACCUAGGAUUGCUAAUUUACCCAGGAUUGCUAAUUCACGCAGGAUUGCUAAUUUACCCAGGAUUGCUAAUUCACCCAGGAUUGCUAAUUCACCCAGGAUUGCUAAUUCACCUAGGAUUGCUAAUUUACCCAGGAUUGUUACAGCUUCAGCUCUCACUUGUCUGCAUGGUGAAGGAUCCCACAACCAACGCCGCUGUGCGUCCGUCCAACAGUUGUGUGCGACAGCUGCCAUAAGAGCAAAUGCAACUGAGGGUCUUCAGAUCAUCAGGUCGUGUGUGCCGUCCACCCUCUGCAGCGAAGGCACUCAUGAGUUCUCGUACAACUUCGGCAGUACGACUUUAGAUGCCGCUCUUCAUUGCUGCAAAACAGAUGGAUGCAACAGUCGUACUCUGACUGUCCCAGUGGUUCAGGUAGAAAACGGCUUGAAGUGUUUCACCUGUGCUGAUCCUCAAAGUACCGUCUGCAACGAUACGUUGCGCUGUGUGGGAGCGCAGAACCGCUGUUUCCGUGGGAAUGAGAAGACGGGGGCGACAAGCAAACAGGUCUUUGGCUGUGCAUCCUCAAUUGUGUGUAGAGCUGCAGCUGGAAGGAGUCUCUUCGGCCUCCUUAGAGUCUCCGGUGGAGUCAAAUGUUGUGGCACCAGCUUCUGUAAUUCAGGCGGGACCGUCCACCUGAGUGUCAUCCCGUUUCUGCUUUCACUCAUCGCUUUUUUCAUCUGAGAGAGCAAAGAGCUAGAGAUGGGAACUAAACCAUCAUCGUUCACCCACAGCCCCAUUAUUUCAACAGAGACUCAUCCUCUUUUAGAUGAAUGCAUAAAAUGUUUUUGUACCCUGAUGAGGACCUACGAAGGUCAACGACUUCCUGUCUAACGAACAAACCAUGUAACCACAGAGGGCUUUCAAUAAACAAAUCAUUGUU
Messenger RNA from Seriola dumerili (greater amberjack), 1595 nucleotides. RefSeq lists its product as uncharacterized. The transcript is spliced from 9 exons. NCBI's taxonomy places the organism in Eukaryota, Metazoa, Chordata, Actinopteri, Carangiformes, Carangidae. Bases 41 to 1396 code for a protein of 451 amino acids. The record is from RefSeq and is a predicted model, not a curated record.